CAUCAGAGAGUCCAAAAACAUCGGCCAGCUUACACAAAAACAAAAACAAAACACUCUCUUCUCUUCUCCUCUCUCUCGAUCUCUCCUCGCCUCUCCUAAAAUCUUCAGAUCUCCAAGUCGUAACCCAAAUCCUCGCCUGACAGAGAGACACUCUCACUCACCCACCAUGAUUCCUUACGCCACAGUCGAAGAAGCAUCCGUCGCACUCGGACGAAACCUCACUCGUCUCGAAACGCUCUGGUUCGAUUACUCCGCCACGAAAUCAGACUACUACCUCUACUGCCACAACAUAUUGUUCUUGUUCGUAGUCUUCUCCCUCGUCCCUCUCCCUCUCGUCUUCGUCGAAUUGGCUCGAUCCGCUUCCGGCUGGUUCAAUCGUUACAAGAUCCAGCCUAAGGUUAAUUACUCUUUCUCCGAUAUGUUCAAAUGUUACAAAGACGUCAUGACCAUGUUCAUCCUCGUCGUUGGUCCUUUACAACUCGCCUCUUACCCUUCGAUUCAGAUGAUUGAGGUACGAUCUGGGCUACCGUUACCAACGAUAUCAGAGAUGUUGGCACAGUUAGGAGUGUACUUUUUGAUUGAAGACUACACUAACUACUGGGUGCAUAGGUUUUUUCAUAGUAAAUGGGGAUAUGAAAAGAUACAUCAUGUACAUCAUGAGUACACUGCUCCAAUUGGGUAUGCUGCACCUUAUGCACAUUGGGCUGAAGUGUUGCUUCUUGGUAUCCCUACGUUUUUGGGACCAGCUAUUGCUCCUGGUCACAUGAUUACUUUUUGGUUGUGGAUUGCUUUAAGACAAAUUGAAGCUAUUGAGACUCACAGUGGAUAUGAUUUUCCAUGGAGUCCAACAAAGUACAUUCCUUUCUAUGGUGGCGCUGAGUACCACGAUUAUCAUCACUACGUUGGAGGACAAAGCCAAAGUAACUUUGCUUCAGUUUUCACUUAUUGUGAUUACAUAUAUGGAACUGACAAGGGCUAUCGAUUCCAAAAGAAGCUUCUUGAGCAGUUUCGGGUGUGUCUUAUGUCAUCAGAGUUGUUACUAACUACCUAAGUUUUUUUUCUAAGUACACAUGAAAAAUGCUCUGCUUCCGACAUGUGGGGCAUCGAUGUAUCAAGUGUGGUCGGGACUGGGUUUUUGCUCUUUCUGCCAUUUUAUUAAUAUUGUUUCGUCGUCUUAAAGAGGAAAGAAGAUGUCAUCAAAGCUAGCCAUGUUUCCUUUGUUUUUUUUUCAUAUUACCUCUGUAAGAGAACCUUGUUCGCAUUUCUC
This is a messenger RNA of Camelina sativa (false flax), 1267 nucleotides long. The record is from RefSeq and is a predicted model, not a curated record. Lineage: Eukaryota; Viridiplantae; Streptophyta; Magnoliopsida; Brassicales; Brassicaceae.